UAUUAAUCGGUAAAAUACAGCCAAUAUCCGGCCUGAUAUCCAUAUAAGCUUGACCGUGAUUUUAAGAACGUUAUCAACUUAUCGGUAUCGUAGUGGCAUGGAUGCCGCAUGGAAUUAACUGCAGCUCGCCAUCGGACUACAGCACAUCUGGUACGACCCCGAAUCGGCGACGUUAUUCCGGAUAACCUUAUACUUUUAAACUUCUCCCCGUUCCAACGUUCCAAUAUUUAAUUGGUGAUUGUUACCUUUAGACGUUUUGUGAACUUGUUUAAAGUUGGGCGAGAUGAGAAUUGGGAAAUUGCGACGAGCCGAUGCCAAGUAAUAUUCUACUCUGAGCAACUUAAGAGAAACACACAGACACAUCGCAAACAACGAACAACAACACAUCACGAGGACAAGUACCACCUCAAGUCUUCGCCUCCAGCACCACCGCAACCAAGAACUACCAACUACCAACUAAAGACGAACAACAAAUGGCCUUCUUACAAUUACAAAAAGACCUCGAGAAGCUGACUAGCUCAGCCCAACUGUCAAAUGCAGAGGAAGAUGUAGACAAGAUCAUAGAGCUCCUCACCGAUGCGCGGGAAAAGGUAGCAGCAGCAAACGACCCUCACACCACGAGCCUAACCCUCACCAAACUACAAAACCCGAUCAAAGAGAAGUUGGAUGGAUUGAAUAGUGAUCUAAAGCUCGUCUACAAGGCCCAGAAUGAGUUCAACAAGUCCCUAAAGACAGCAUUUUCCAAAGCCAAAGGUAGCCUACCUACUGAGCACGAUCCUAUGGAGGCGCAAUCAACUCUUAUCAACAGAGCCAUCGCAAUGCAUCUUUUACGGGAGGGUCAGUUCGAGGUGGCAUCGACGUUUAUCCAAGAGGCGCAACCGACACCCGAAGCCACUCAGUCUCAACAAUUCUCUUCAUCCACACUCGAGCCUUCCACCUCACAUCGCUCCCAACCACCCUCCGAUGCCAUCAUAGCCGACGCCGACAUCCCCUCCGACCUCACAUCCCUACAAUCAAAAGCUUUAGAAUCGUCAUUCGCAGACAUGUACAGCAUACUCAGAGAACUAAAAGAGCAAAACCUUCUCCCCGCUAUACAUUGGGCUAGGGAGAAUCACGUGGAACUGGAGGCUCGAGGAUCAAAUCUCGAGUUUGAAUUGUGCAAGUUGCAAUUCAUAUGGUUGUUCAAGGGCCCUGCUUUCAACGGGCUUCCCGACAAUUCCGACAAUGGCGUUUCGGGCGCGCUGCGCUAUGCUAGGGAGAACUUCAACCGCUUCCAGCUACGUCACCUACGUGAGAUCCAACAGCUCAGCGCCGCUAUGGUAUACUCGCCAAACCUGAUUGAUUCACCGUACGGAUCCAUCUUCGACAUCUCAGCAGCAUUUGAGGAAGUAGCCGGAUCUUUCACACGCGAAUUCUGCUCGCUUCUAGGUCUAUCAGCCGAGUCACCUCUCUACGUAGCAGCAACAGCCGGAGCACUGGCACUUCCACAACUCGUCAAAUACAACUCCAAGACGAAAGCUAGAAAUACAGAAUGGACGACGGCGAAUGAACUCGCCUUCGAAACCCCUCUUCCCCGCAGCAUGAUGUACCACUCGAUCUUCGUAUGUCCGGUUAGCAAGGAGCAAACCACCGAAACGAAUCCCCCCGUCAUCCUACCCUGCGGCCACGUCUUAGCCCGCGAGAGUCUGCAGAGAUUGGCGAAGGGAAAUAGGUACAAGUGUCCCUACUGCCCGAGCGAAGGCACCGUGAAGGAUGCUAAGGAGAUCAUUUUGUAGAGCAAGUGAAAUUAAAUGGGACUUCUUUCCGGGGAUAGCAUAAGGUGUUGUUGAUAGGUAUUGGGAUGGGAUUAAGAUUGAUUAGUUGGUCUGCCUCGUCAAUUGAUUCGGUGAUUAGGUGAAUAUGGCGUAUAUCAAUGGGAAUGAGACUGGGGACUCCCCUCAUCGGUACUGGAGUUAGGCGCGUGGCGUCUUGAAUCGCUCUUUUGUGGUACUUACCACUCUAUAGUUUAUUACGGAAAUAUAUUACAAGCGUUGCUACGUGUGAUGCGUUUUUCACUCAGCUCAUUAUUCAUUCGGAGUUACUAUCGAUUAUUAUGAGUAAAAGUCACA
Hypoxylon trugodes is the source of this 2108-nucleotide messenger RNA. Its product is annotated as CTLH/CRA C-terminal to lish motif domain-containing protein. Gene Ontology annotation, molecular function: ubiquitin protein ligase activity; protein binding. Lineage: Eukaryota; Fungi; Ascomycota; Sordariomycetes; Xylariales; Hypoxylaceae. The coding region runs from base 474 to 1775 and encodes 433 amino acids. Gene Ontology annotation, cellular component: nucleus; GID complex; cytoplasm. Gene Ontology annotation, biological process: proteasome-mediated ubiquitin-dependent protein catabolic process. The record is from RefSeq and is a predicted model, not a curated record. The transcript is spliced from 2 exons.